AGGACUUCAGGAGCCAUGCCGAAGCCACACAGAGAAGCAGGGACUGCCUUCAUUCAGACCCAGUAGCUCCACGCAGCCAUGGCUGACACCUUCCUGGAGCACAUGUGCCAUCUGGACAUUGACUCCGCGCCCAUCACAGCCCGUAACACCGGCAUCAUUUGUACCAUCGGCCCUGCUUCCCGGUCUGUGGAGAUGCUGAAGGAGAUGAUCAAGUCUGGAAUGAAUGUGGCUCGGCUGAAUUUCUCUCAUGGAACCCAUGAGUACCAUGCAGAGACCAUUAAGGACAUGCGAGCGGCCACAGAGAGCUUUGCAUCUAAUCCCAUUCCCUACCGUCCCAUGGCAGUGGCUCUGGACACAAAGGGACCUGAGAUCCCGACUGGACUCAUCAAGGGCAGUGGCACUGCAGAGGUGGAGCUGAAGAAGGGAGCCACUCGGAAGAUCACCUUGGACAACGCCUACAUGGAGAAGUGUGAUGAGAACAUCCUGUGACUGGACUACAAGGACAUCUGCAAGGUGGUGGAGGUGGGCAGCAAGAUCUAUGUGGACGAUGGGCUCAUCUCACUGCAGGUGAAGGAGAAAGGUGCUGACUUCCUGGUGACAGAGGUGGAGAAUGGUGGCUCCUUGGGCAGCAAGAAGGGUGUGAACCUGCCCGGCGCUGCUGUGGACCUCCCCGCCGUGUCAGAAAAGGACAUCCAGGACCUGAAGUUUGGGGUGGAACAGGAUGUGGACAUGGUGUUUGCAUCUUUCAUCCGCAAGGCAGCCGACAUGCAUGAAGUUAGGAAGGUCCUGGGAGAGAAGGGGAAGAACAUCAAGAUUAUCAGCAAAAUCGAGAACCAUGAAGGUAUCCGCAGGUUUGAUGAGAUUCUGGAGGCCAGAGAUGGGAUCAUGGUGGCUCGUGGUGACCUGGGCAUUGAGAUUCUUGCAGAGAAGGUCUUCCUGGCUCAGAAGAUGAUGAUCGGCCGAUGCAACCGCGCCGGGAAGCCUGUCAUCUGUGCCACACAGAUGCUGGAGAGCAUGAUCAAGAAGCCACGCCCCACCCGUGCUGAAGGCAGCGAUGUGGCCAAUGCAGUCCUCGAUGGGGCAGACUGCAUCAUGCUGUCUGGAGAAACAGCCAAGGGGAACUACCCUCUGGAAGCUGUUCGCACGCAGCACCUGAUUGCCCGAGAGGCAGAGGCCGCUAUCUACCACUUGCAGUUAUUUGAGGAACUCCACCGCCUGGCGCCCAUUAUCAGCGACCCCACAGAAGCUGCCGCCGUGGGUGCUGUGGAGGCCUCCUUCAAGUGCUGCAGUGGGGCCAUUAUCGUGCUCACCAAAUCUGGCAGGAAUGCUCACCAAGUGGCCAGGUACCGCCCUCGGGCUCCUAUCAUUGCUGUGACACGCAAUCCCCAGACUGCUCCCCAGGCUCAUCUGUACCGUGGCAUCUUCCCUGUACUGUGUAAAGAUGCCGUACUAAAUGCCUGGGCUGAGGAUGUUGACCUCCGUGUAAACUUGGCCAUGGAUGUUGGCAAGGCCCGAGGCUUCUUCAAGACUGGAGAUGUGGUCAUUGUGCUGACUGGUUGGCGCCCUGGCUCUGGCUUCACCAACACCAUGCAUGUAGUGCCUGUCCCUUGUAGUGCUCACUCUGGGCCAUAGUGUGGCGCUGGUGGGCUGGGAUACCAGGAACAAUUAAUGCCUCUGAAACAUGCAAUAGAGCCCAGCUAUUUUUCAUGGCCCUACUUGAGUCAGGGGUGAAGGAGGAAUUCACAGAAGGGCAGCAUCAUCUCUGUGUACUUUGCUCCUGUAGGAAGUUGUCCAGAGAAUUCCCAGCCCUAGCCUGGUGUCAGGAGAGGGCAAGAGUAGGGGCUGAGGGCAUGGGGCCCAGUCAUCCCAGUGUAGAUGACUUUUGGCCCUGGCCCUGACUUGCUUUCCCAACAGCUUUGGCCUCCCCGCCCCUCCUUGUGCACUCCACUGCUGUCUGCAGACACUCCACUCUCCACCUUGUAUUCUGCAGUCUCCAGGCCUGUUGCUAUAGUGCCCACUGAAUGUCAAUAAACAGCAGCU
This is a messenger RNA of Arvicanthis niloticus (Nile rat), 2040 nucleotides long. The record is from RefSeq and is a predicted model, not a curated record. Lineage: Eukaryota; Metazoa; Chordata; Mammalia; Rodentia; Muridae.